This is a messenger RNA of Purpureocillium lilacinum, 1536 nucleotides long. Lineage: Eukaryota; Fungi; Ascomycota; Sordariomycetes; Hypocreales; Ophiocordycipitaceae. The record is from RefSeq and is a predicted model, not a curated record.
AUGUCGCAUCUCGCCUCCUUGCCGCCCGAGAUCCUCCAUCACAUCCUGGAGUGGCUCAGUCCCGAGGAACUGGUACUGCUCCGUCGUGUGUCGCGCCUGUUCUACGCGUACAUCAAGGGCAACUGGAGCCUGCAUCGUGCCGUAUACACUCGCAACUUUGAUACGCCACCCAAGGCAGACCUCGAAUGGGAAAACGAGUUGCAGGACUUGGUGAAGCUUGCCGCUGCUCAUCACCUUGGGUUCGUUUCGUCUGCUGUGGACCGGCUGUUGAAGAACGCCUCUUCGCAGGGACACACUGUGGAGAACUCGUACACCCACUGCGCCUCGCGAAACGCCGAGUUCGUGGCCGAGCUGUUCGAGGACCGGCGCAACCAAGAGGCUUUCCUACAGCGGUCAUCCCUCUUCGCGCGUGUGCGGAACGCUCACAGGGACGCCGGACCCGAGCCAUGUGGUGAGACGUCUCAGGCUGCGGAGCGGCAGCAGAGCGCCAAGCUACACUGCCUUUACGGCAAGCCUAUCCUCAACGUGGGCAGGCUCAGGUCGACUCGCACCUACCCCUUCGCUGUGUCCAAGGUGUAUGACCUGCGAGAGUACACACCGCUGACAAAGUGGGGUCCAUUUAUGGAAGACACGAGCACCCGCGUGGACUGGGAAAAGGUCGAGGCGAUCAUGGUUGUCCUGGGCUACAACAUAUCAGCCCGGCGAGUGACCAAGCUGUUUAGCGACACGUGGGACAGUCCAUUCUCUGGCUCCUGGCCCAAAAGCUAUAUGCCAUCACCAAAGGCGGACCUUCAGCCGCUCGAUGCCGAAGACCCAUAUGGCGUGACUGGUACCUGGUAUCGGAUUGUCUGCUUCCUCGACUACAAUGACUUCUUCAACUUUAACUUCCCGGUUCGCGAAAACGCCUGGGAUGGGGCCCCAAGGCCGCCUCUGAACGUGGGGGAGGAGACACGGCUCAUUAUUAUGAGGACGCACAUAACUAGCAUUGAGGCCCCUGGUCCUGAAGAUAACCAGGACAUGCCGGUCGUCAACUUUGUCGGCGUAUCUCGGUCCCUAGACGACUCCUGGGAUGACAACGCGAAUUCAGAUCUCCGAGGCAAGGUGCGGCUCACAAAAGAAGGUGAAGUCCGCUGGACGACCAUUUCCAUCUUCCACGGCGAGGAGCGCUGGAGGAGCGAAGGUGUGCAAGUCGGGGGCAUCCGUUCGGCGCGAGGCGUGAUCGGCAACUGGUUCGACAAGGACUACGAUCCGCAUGGGCCCGCUGGGCCGACGGCCUUUUGGAAGGCCAGCGACUCCGAGGGCACGGCGAAUACGGUGCACGAUCUGCUCACCAACGACUUUUUGCUAACAUACAGCACCGUGGCGUACCUCGACGACUCAGACCCGGAAGCGGAAAUGGACUACGAGGAUGACGAGGAUGACGAGGAUAUGGACGAUCUGUCGGACGCAGAGCCGAUAUCUAACGAGCUGGCAGGACUGCUCAUGGACGCGCAGCUAGACGUGGCAGACAUUAUGCAGCAGGCGGAGCAAACGUGA